Staurois parvus is the source of this 401-nucleotide messenger RNA. The record is from the annotation of a GenBank genome assembly. NCBI's taxonomy places the organism in Eukaryota, Metazoa, Chordata, Amphibia, Anura, Ranidae.
AUGUGCCACUUUCAGGUCUCCUCACACUGCUGGUGGGUUCCAUUUUGUCAUAGGGUGCUGGCAGAUUACGGGCCUCCCAUUGCUGCUGCCAGGCCCGUAAUCUGCCAUGGGCCCCUGUACCGCCUCCUCAUGCUGCUGCCAGGUCCAGAGUCUCUCAUGGGUCCCUGUACAGCCUCCCAUUGCUGCUGUCUCCAUCGCCACACUCUGCCAUGUGCCACUUUCAGGUCUCCUCACACUGCUGGUGGUUUCCAUUUUUGUCAUAGGGUGCUGUAUGGCCUCCCAUUGCUGCUGCCUCCACCGCCACACUGUGGCUCCACACUGGUUUGGCCUCGUGACUGCCCAAAUGAGUGAAAGUGUGCGGUGAUUCUAAGAUCGACAGGACUCAUCUGCAUGUCAUACUG